Molecule: messenger RNA, 597 nt
Organism: Ilex paraguariensis (yerba mate)
Lineage: Eukaryota; Viridiplantae; Streptophyta; Magnoliopsida; Aquifoliales; Aquifoliaceae
Source: the annotation of a GenBank genome assembly
AUGGCUAAGAUAUAUCCUCAAACACUUACUAAUUCCUCUUACAUGACCCUUGAAAGAGAAACAUUUACAUUAUGGAUGAAAUCCCUUGUGUUUCAUGGAAAUGGCUGCACUGUCUAUGGAUCAAAUGGCGAAAUCGUUUAUCGAAUCGAUAACUACUACAAUAGCAAAUGUAGCGAUGAAGUAUAUCUGAUGGAUCUCCGAGGCCAAGUUCUCUUUUCUAUACGGCGAAAGAAACUAAAUGUUUUUGGACUUUGGGAUGGCUAUAAGUGGAGUAGUUCAAAAGUGGUGGAGGAGAGACCAUGGUUUCAAGUAAGAAAAAACAGCAAGAUUCUGAGGGGAACAAUGAAUUGUGAGGUUACUUUGGGGUGUGAUAAAGCUAAAGGAAAGUGCUACAAGAUAGUAGGUUUGGUUGGAAAAUCAGCAUUUAAGAUUAUGGACAGUGAAGGCAGACUUGUUGCACAGGUGAAGCAAAAGCAAUCAUCUUCAGGAGUUCCGUUGGGAGACGAUGUAAUGACAUUAGAGGUGGAACCACAGAUAGAUCAUUCUCUGAUUAUGGCUCUUGUGACUGUCUACGGAUUGAUCAAUCACAAGCUGUGA